This is a messenger RNA of Aspergillus melleus, 1014 nucleotides long. RefSeq lists its product as uncharacterized. Bases 1 to 1014 code for a protein of 337 amino acids. Gene Ontology annotation, molecular function: transcription cis-regulatory region binding; DNA-binding transcription factor activity. The transcript has a single exon. NCBI's taxonomy places the organism in Eukaryota, Fungi, Ascomycota, Eurotiomycetes, Eurotiales, Aspergillaceae. The record is from RefSeq and is a predicted model, not a curated record. Gene Ontology annotation, biological process: positive regulation of transcription by RNA polymerase II. Gene Ontology annotation, cellular component: nucleus.
AUGUUAUGCCAUUCUGAAUUCUCCAACGAUAUUGCAUAUCGCCCGCGAUCCGCCCCAGCUUGGCGCGCUCAUUUGGACGGUGCGCGGCGCAUCCUCGAGCUACCCACCCCUGGGCAAAGUGUCGAAAGCACAGGCGUGGUCACCUUCCUGGCUGGAUUCCUGGCGUCACAUAGUGUACUUGCAUACACCACUCUUGUCAAUCCGGAUGAUGCAGAAGUCCUAUUUCGAGGCGGGACUUUUUGGCUGCAAAAGAUCGCGCGACCGCCACAGGAGAUUGACAAUUACACGAAUUGUUCGACUGAGCUCCUCUCCAUCAUCCUAGAAACUUGUCACCGGGUUCGUCAACGCAAAAACCACAAACUCUCGUGUGAAUGCUCAUCACUCCAAAUCUGGAAACGGGAGACGCAGGCUCGCCUGCUUCACCUCAUUCAAUUUCACGCGUCGAUCCAACCUCCGUCAUCGCCUAUCACUAUCACUCCCCUUUCUAAUCCAAUCACUGAAUAUCCACCUCCAAUACCAGCUGUUAAUCGCACCGCCGAAGCCUUUCGCCAUACUGCAAUUAUUCUCCUCCAAUACAUUAAUACCGAUUACUCUUUUGACAAGAAUCCACUAGUCAAAGAGAGCGUCACAAUAUUGCUCAGCCUCAUGAAUGCCGGCGUACCCAUCCCACCGCCCGGGAAAUCUGGUCGCUCCGUCUUCUUGUGGCCGUAUUUUAUUGCUGCAUGCCACGUACAGAGUGACGAGGAUCGAGCUGUCGUUUUGAAGAACCUUCAGCAAUUGGAGCGUAUCGCGGCGACGGUGGGCAACAACGCGGUUCAGUGUGUAAGAGAGAUAAUCGAGGGGGUGUGGAAGCAAAGGGAUCUCAGCGGUGACCGGAGUAGCGGCAAUUUUAGUGCCAAGGGAGGUUGCUUCUGCGCAUUGGCUCUAGGUGGCGACCCAACCGACAAGGAUGAGCCGUGUUUCGCAUGGGAGGUGGUAAUGAGGUCCUUGAGAUACACCUUUGACUGGGCUUGA